Molecule: messenger RNA, 804 nt
Organism: Malassezia vespertilionis
Lineage: Eukaryota; Fungi; Basidiomycota; Malasseziomycetes; Malasseziales; Malasseziaceae
Exons: 3
Coding region: 1-804 (267 amino acids)
Cellular component (GO): intracellular anatomical structure
Molecular function (GO): oxidoreductase activity, acting on NAD(P)H, oxygen as acceptor
Source: RefSeq, a predicted model, not a curated record
AUGGCGAAGAAAACGGUCUUGAUUUCGGGCGGCAGCCGCGGACUUGGAUUUGCUAUGGCUAAGCUUCUGAUCAAUGGUUCUGAAAAGAUUGCGCCCAGCAACGUUGUUACGCUCUCGCGCUCGUUCACCGACGAACUUCGCGAGCUCGCUGAAACUCCAGAGGGUAAGUCCUCGCUCGCAGUGAUGCAGGGCGAUGUGACGAGCUUAGAGGACAACAAGCGCGCCGUCCAAAAGGCAGUUUCCGAAUUUGGACAGCUCAAUGCGCUUAUCUUAAACGCGGGAAUCCUUUGUGCAGACAAAUUGGCAGAUCUGGAACACGAACGAUUUAUGCACGCCAUCAAUGUGAAUACUGCGUCUUUGAUUGUCACAUUACAGGCAUCUUUGCCGGAGCUGCGAAAGCAGCACGGAAACGUCGUGUUCGUAAGCAGUGGCUCAGCUGUCUCGGGGUCCAGUUCCUGGGGCGCGUACAGCGCAUCAAAGGCUGCAAUGAACUCGAUUGCACGCACGUUGGCAACGGAGGAGACGGAGGUGGCGUCUUUCCCAGUUCGACCUGGUGUUGUCGAUACCAAUAUGCAGAGCGAAAUUCGCAGUGCGGAGCACAUUGCGCCCGAAAUGCGUGCCAAGUUUGUGGAAAUGCACAAAAACGGUAAGCUUCUUCCUCCUGAAAAGCCUGCACAUGUGCUGGCAGCGCUGGCACUUGGCGGCACCAGGAACGAGCCGAAGAAUGCACAAGGUGUUGAGAUCGGCGCGACCGGCACAUUCUGUUCGUGGGACGAUGAGGCGCUGGCACAAUACCAGCUUUAA